UUCAAUGCAUCAGUUUUAGCUUGAAGAAGAAACAGUCAGCUUCAAACUGCGGUCAGGGCAAUACGCACAGGUUCAGGAUCUUUGUGUAAGCAGAUGUGACGAGCCAUGAUGGGGUUUCUUUAUGUUGCUGUGGCUGUGCUCAGUCUUCUGUCUGUUGGACAGUCAGCUCCUGUAACAGACUGUGAAAGUCUCGUCCGACCUCUUGAAAUCCAAGGAAGAGACAAACUGCUGGGCAAAUGGAUGUACAUAGCGGAAAGUACAAAUGUGACUGGAUCCAAAUUGCUGACAAAGAUGGCUGUAGAGAGCAGCUGGGGCAGAAUCACCGCUGCUAAUGAGAGUGAUGCCAUCGAUCAUUAUCAGGCUCAAAAAAUGUUUGGCCAAUGCUUCACGCUCAGAACUAAGUUAACCUUAAGAAACAGCACUCUCUCUAUGGUGCGACCUUACACUGCCUCUGCCAACCUACUGAAUACUAGCUGCACCGACUGCCUUGUUCUCUUCUCAAAAUUAACCACUGGGAGAGGCGUGUACAGUGGUGUCCAGCUCCAAAGCAGGAGAGGGAAGUUGUCUGAUGCUGAGCUGCAAGAGUUUAUGAAGCAGGUAGAGUGUCUGAACUUACCAUCACCUGCUAUCCUGGACCCAGAAAAAGGCUUUUGCCCAGACGAGUUUCCCUCCCAAGAAACAGAGACCAUUGAUCUUACUGAUUUCAUGAAUGACAUGGGCUCUGAAAUUGUCAAUCUAUUUGACAAAAUUAUGAGCAGUGGAGAUGGACUGGAGACGCUCAUCAAACUGAUCUCCAGCAGUGACAUAUCUGAUUUUAAAAAAAAUUAAGAUUGUCAAGAGUGUCACGACAUGCUUACAUUAUGAAGACAUUAUGUCUGUGUGUGUUCUUCCAAUAAAAAUAGAUACUGAAUGAA
Molecule: messenger RNA, 914 nt
Organism: Seriola dumerili (greater amberjack)
Lineage: Eukaryota; Metazoa; Chordata; Actinopteri; Carangiformes; Carangidae
Exons: 6
Coding region: 106-828 (240 amino acids)
Source: RefSeq, a predicted model, not a curated record